Messenger RNA from Hibiscus syriacus, 1170 nucleotides. RefSeq names its product probable protein phosphatase 2C 39. Gene Ontology annotation, cellular component: nucleus; cytosol. The transcript has 5 exons. Gene Ontology annotation, molecular function: protein serine/threonine phosphatase activity. The record is from RefSeq and is a predicted model, not a curated record. Gene Ontology annotation, biological process: protein dephosphorylation. The coding region runs from base 131 to 982 and encodes 283 amino acids. Lineage: Eukaryota; Viridiplantae; Streptophyta; Magnoliopsida; Malvales; Malvaceae.
CCAUCUUCUUUGCUUCCUCAUCAUCUUGUUUCCUGUCGUUUUCCCCUUCCCUUCACCACUUAUUAGAUUUGAUAUAAUAUAUAUAUCUAUAUAUACAUGCACAUACAAGUUCCUUCCAUUUUCGAAAGCUAUGAGUAGUGGCAAAGAAAUCCUUCAUAAGAUGAAGGAAAAAGUUGGCUUAGGUUCCAGUACAGGUGAAUCUGGGAAAGGAAAGAGCAAGAUCUCCAAGAACAUAAAACAUGGUUAUCAUUUAGUGGAGGGGAAAUCCCAUCAUCCCAUGGAAGAUUAUGUUGUUGCUGAGUUUAAGCAUGUUGGCAACUGCGAGCUUGGUUUAUUUGCUAUAUUUGAUGGUCAUCUGAGCCAAGUAAUUCCUGAUUAUUUGAGGUCACAUUUGUUUGAUAAUAUCUUGAACGAGCCUGACUUUUGGAUAGAACCGGAGAAUGCGAUACGGAAGGGUUAUCGAAUAACCGAUAAAGAUAUAUUGGAAAAAGCAAUCGAUUUAGGCCGAGGGGGUUCCACUGCAGUGACUGCAAUUUUGAUCAAUGGCGAGAAGCUGGUAAUAGCGAAUGUAGGUGAUUCUCGGGCUGUUAUCUGCAAGGGUGGUGAGGCUAAACAGCUCUCGGUUGAUCACGAACCGACCAUGGAAAAGGAGAUCAUUGAAAAUCGAGGCGGUUUCGUUUCGAACUUUCCAGGGGACGUCGCGCGAGUUGACGGGCAGUUGGCUGUGGCGAGGGCAUUCGGCGACAAGAACUUAAAGGAACAUCUUAGUUCCGAGCCGGACAUCACCGUGGAAAUCAUCGAUGAUGAUACAGAGUUACUGAUAUUGGCAAGUGAUGGUUUAUGGAAGGUAAUGACGAACCAAGAAGCGGUCGAUGCGAUCAGGAACAUUAAGGAUGCUCGGUCCGCAGCCAAGUACCUAACAGAGGAAGCUGUUAAUAGGAACAGCACGGAUGACAUUUCGUGCAUUGUCGUAAGAUUUUAGUGAUUUUAAGUUUGGCAAUUGUGUCCUGCUUUCAUUUGAUAACACAACUCUUUCCCAAUAAUGUGCAAGCACCUUUGUUAUAUUAAUAGAAUAUUAUAUUAGAUGUUGUGCUUUAUGUAUCUGCCUAAUUGCUUUGAACUUGCUUGUUCGAUCUUUUGCUUCAGAUAAAUGAUCAGAUUUGUACAUGA